AUAGCUACGACCGUUGCAUUCAUCGUCAGAGCUCCUUCAACCGAGAAGAAUUAGGGCAUUCAGUUAGCUAGCUAGCUAGUGUACGUAGUGAUUGAUGGAGUGGAGGAAGGGCUAUUUGGAUCUUGUGCUGGUGCCUUUAGGCCUCCUCCUCCCACUCGUCUACCACCUCUGGCUCUGGUACAGAGUCCGGUCCAAGCCGCUGCACACCAUCAUCGGCAUCAACUCUGUUGGCCGUCGUCUUUGGGUCGAAGCCGUGAUGAAGGACAAUGACAAGAAGAACAUAUUGGCGGUGCAAACGAUCCGGAACACGAUCAUGGGGUCGACGCUGAUGGCCACCACCUCCAUCCUCCUCAGCUCCGGCCUCGCGGCCGUCCUCAGCAGCACCUACUCGGUCAAGCGGCCGCUGUACGACUCCGUCUUCGGCGCGCACGGCGAGUUCAUGGUGGCACUCAAGUACGUGUCCCUCCUCGUCGUCUUCGUCUUCGCCUUCCUCUGCCACUCCCUCUCCAUCCGCUUCGUCAACCAGGCCAACUUCCUCAUCAACGUCCCUCUCUCUGACUCCCUCGUCACCGUCGCCUACGUCGCCGACCUCCUCGAGAAGGGCUUCGCCCUCAACACCGUCGGCAACCGCCUCUUCUACGCUGCCCUGCCGCUGCUCCUCUGGAUCUUCGGCCCUCUGCCCGUCGUUUUCUCCUCCCUAACCAUGGUGCUCAUUUUGUACAACCUCGAUGUGGUGUAUGAGGUACGAGGCAAAAGUAAAGACGACGAGAAGGGCUGCGUGUAAACCAUUAGCCAGCACCCAACACAAAGGUGGCCGGCAAAUUAAUAAUACCAUAGAUUUAAAAUGGUUCCUGCCUUUACGCUGUUGCGGUUGAUCAUACUUUUCUUCAG
This is a messenger RNA of Zingiber officinale, 891 nucleotides long. RefSeq lists its product as uncharacterized. The transcript is spliced from 2 exons. The record is from RefSeq and is a predicted model, not a curated record. Lineage: Eukaryota; Viridiplantae; Streptophyta; Magnoliopsida; Zingiberales; Zingiberaceae. The coding region runs from base 95 to 784 and encodes 229 amino acids.